UGGGGGGUCGGAGCGGGGGCCGGUAAACAGGGACAGCUCUAUAAAUCAGAACCACCGUGCAGCAGCAGCAGCACCCACAGCUACCAGCACCUCCAACGCCCACGCUCUCUCUGCGACUCGGGGACGAUGGCGCGCGUCUCCGCUUCCCUGCAUCUUGCUCUGCUGCUGAUGGUGCUGCAGCUCCUGAUGCUGUCACUGUCGGCCGCGGCUGAUAAACCUGGCUCCUGCCCAAAGCAGCGGCCUGGCACCAUCGGCAUCUGCGUCAACCUCUGCGAAGACGACGACAGCUGCACAGGAGAGCAGAAAUGCUGCAGCAACGGCUGUGGCCGUACCUGCAUGGAGCCCGUGCGGCCAGUGAAACGCAAGCCCGGAUUUUGUCCGUAUGUCAACGCCCAGCUCAUCAAAUGCGCGUACCGACCCGACCUCAACCGAUGCCAGCAGGACUGGCAGUGCCCCGGUAAAGAGAAGUGCUGCAGCUCCGGCUGCCUGAUGAUCUGCAGAAAGCCAGUGAAGGUCGGAUCGUGCCCGGUGGAGGACACCUACUGCAUCGCCAGACAAGGGGAUGACGAGGAGGAGGAUUGCGCUGACGACACCGACUGCCCCGGCGACAAGAAGUGCUGCAGCCUCGCGUGCGGGAUUCGCUGCUUGGAUCCAGAGCCAUGUUCAGUGGUAAAGCCCGGUUCGUGCCCCAUCCGGGACUACUCUCAGAUCAAGUGCUUGCACUACCAACACGACUGCAGUGGCGACGUUGACUGCCCCGACAAUGACAAGUGCUGUCGUGUCGAGUGUGGAACUGGCUGCGUGGAUCCAGAUAUUGGGUGGGGGCCAGGUGGGCGAGGGCAGCGCUAUAAAGCAGAGCCACGGCACAGCAGCGGUAAAGCCACUGCCUCCAAGCCACGCUCCACCCUGCGACUGGCGAUCAUGGCGCAGUGGUUCGCGUCCCCACAUCUUGCCCUGCUGCUGCCGCUGCUGCAGCUGCUGCUGUCACCAUCGACUGUUGCCAUGAAGCUCGGCUCCUGCCCUACGCCGCCCCCUGACGCCGUGGGGACGUGCGACGAGGCGUGCACGGACGACGAGAGCUGCCCCGGGGAGCAGAAGUGCUGCAGCAACGGCUGUGGCCACGGCUGCGUGGAGCCACUCGCACUGCACCCCGUGGACCCGCUCCCAGACAAGCCCGGCGAGUGUCGCUACGUCAACACCGCGCUCGUCCGCUGCUCCAUCAAAGCCGCCAUCGACGAUUGCAAGCAGGACUGGCAGUGCCCGGGCAAGCAAAAGUGCUGCAACGCGGGGUGCAAGUUGAAGUGCAACAAACCAGUCAAAAACAAGCACGGAUUUUGUCCGUAUGUCGACACCAGGCUCAUCAAAUGCGCGUUCCGGCCCGACCUCAACCAAUGCCAACAGGACUGGCAGUGCCCCGGCAAAGAGAAGUGCUGCAGCUCUGGCUGCGCGUUGAUCUGCACUCAGCCAGUGAAGGCUGGGUCGUGCCCGGUCCGGGACUUCUCGGCCAUCGUCUGCAUCCGCUAUAACGACGGCUGCAGGAGUGACGACGACUGCCCUGGCAAGCAGAAGUGCUGCAGCGUCCCGUGUGGGGUUGGCUGCGUUGCUCCAGAGCCGGUGAAGGACCAGAUCGGAAAGGAGGUGGAGUCUGACGAAGAGGAGGAGUAGAGUCCACGCCCAGCAGCUCCACGUGGUUUUUGUUGUUCUUAUUCACGCUGCAGAGCGUCUAUCGUUUGGUUUCUGGGGCUUCACGAUGACGCGACCGAGCUCGCUCGCGCCGGCUGUCUGGAUGCAGCCGCUCGCGAUGGCAAUCCAACAGCUCCCAUUGGCUGUCCAAUAAAAAUGCUUUGUGCUGAAUGCUG
Molecule: messenger RNA, 1859 nt
Organism: Petromyzon marinus (sea lamprey)
Lineage: Eukaryota; Metazoa; Chordata; Hyperoartia; Petromyzontiformes; Petromyzontidae
Product: WAP four-disulfide core domain protein 8-like
Biological process (GO): antibacterial humoral response; innate immune response
Cellular component (GO): extracellular region
Molecular function (GO): serine-type endopeptidase inhibitor activity
Source: RefSeq, a predicted model, not a curated record